This is a messenger RNA of Anneissia japonica, 5763 nucleotides long. RefSeq names its product serine/threonine-protein kinase LMTK2-like. The record is from RefSeq and is a predicted model, not a curated record. The transcript has 13 exons. Gene Ontology annotation, molecular function: ATP binding; protein kinase activity. Gene Ontology annotation, biological process: protein phosphorylation. The coding region runs from base 202 to 2745 and encodes 847 amino acids. Lineage: Eukaryota; Metazoa; Echinodermata; Crinoidea; Comatulida; Comatulidae.
AAACAAAAAAACAAUUGUAGUUCAUAGUUCAAAGUGGGAGGACCGCGGCGCCGAGAAGGCUCGGAUCGUAGGUAUUCUGUAAACAACGUCGCAAUUUUUGUGUAAAUAAAAGAAAGAAGAACGCACAAGACAUUUUUAAAUCUUACUGAUAGCAAGUAGCUUGUAUUUAUACUGGAUAUGGGAGACUAGUUUGGAUUCAAGAUGGAGGACUUGUUAGAACUUCCAGCUGUGUUGACAGUAGCAACACUGGUGGUGUUGAUUAUUGUGUUGUUUGGUUGUGGACGGUGUUUCAGAUUUUUGUUUCCGAAACCAGAUGAACUAGGCAUAGUCCAUCAAGACGAGUCUGGAAUUGAAAAUAAUGACAACUUUGGAGAUUUCAGACCGCCAUCUCAAAAUACACCAUACAACGAUCCGGUAGAUGUUGAGCCCUUGCCGGAUGCUAGUCAUCUACGUUUAGGUCAGCAUGUCUCCAGCUUGUCACCGGCCCAGAGCGGUCCUUCUUUAGCGCAGGAAAAUAUUAAGUUCCUGAAUGACCCCUCAAUGCAGUUCCCACGUACACAGCUUAGUUAUGUUGAUGAGCUGGGAAAUGGCUGGUUUGGAAAGGUUUUGCAAGGUGAAGCGAGAAAAAUACAAGUUGGAAUCAAGAAAACCAAAGUAGUUGUGAAAGAACUCAAAGAUACAGCCACAAGGGAGGAACAGAUAAGGUUCCUCCGAGAAGUCCAGUCGCAUAGAGAAUUGCGCCACCCUAAUAUGCUGAGUUUGCUUGGACAGUGCAUUGAUAGCAUUCCGUUUCUACUAAUCAUGGAGCAUGCACCGUUAGGUGAUCUCAAGAGUUAUUUGAUGAAACACAGGGAAGAAAUGCAGUCGAUGGCCCUCAGAGAUGUUCAAUUGAAGUUGGCUUGUGACUUGGCUAGUGGCCUAACAUUACUGCAUCAAGCUGGAUUUGUGCACAUGGAUUUUGCUGCAAGAAACUGCCUUCUGGCCAGUGUAGAUUCACUUAAAAUUGGAGAUUAUGGGCUAUCACAAGAAAAGUAUAAAGGAGAUUACUACCGUUUACCAUCAACCAACCAGAUAGUACCAAUUCGUUGGCUACCUCCAGAUGGCUUUGAGGUGAAUGGUCCUAUAGUGAAACCUAAAGCUAUUACCAAAGAAAGCAAUGUAUGGUCAUUUGGUGUUGUGCUUUGGGAACUGUCAACAGGAGCGCUUCUGCCAUACAGCAAUUGCAACGAUGAAGAAGUUGUCAGAGAUGUCAUUAUCCAACAACAUACAAAAAUAGAACCACCACAACUACAAGUGAAGUACAUUGGAAGAUGGUGGGAGAUUAUGCAACUUUGUUGGCAGUCUCAUGAAAAGUCUCCCACAAUGCAACAUAUUUUGGAGCUGUUGACUCACCUGAAGUCACAUAAGGACAAAAGUGAUCGUGAAGAGUUUCAAGAGAAGUGGGACUCCCUGAAGAGCUCGGAUUCAGCUGCUUUAAAUGGAUCAGUACUUGCCACUCAUCCUGCAUCUUCAGGACACUCUCAAGACUCCAGUUUAGGGCAACUUCUGCAAACUUCUGAAGGGGUGACAUUAACAUCUGCCAGUGCCACUACCUCAGAUACAGAUGUUGUAGGGAUUAUGAUGCAUCCUGCUCUUACAAAUCCUUUGACAUCAUCCAUAGUCACUGUUGAACAUCAUGCUCCUUUGAUGUCUCCAGGUGUGCAGGCAGCAGUUUCUACUGCCAGUGACUCAUCUUCUACCUUUACUGCCGAGAAUACAACGUUGAUUGAUGUCAAUACUUCAAAUGAACAGAUCCUUCAAACACCAGAAAGCAAUGAUCUUUUAAAUUCUUAUUCUAAUGAUAUUCAAGUAUCAGCAGAUCUGUUGAAGACUCCUCCUAACACCCCAAUUGAAGAAGGUUUCCUUAGUAGGGCAUCAGACUCUGAAAAUCUGCAGAGCAGUGCAGCUGCUCAAAUUUUGAGUGAGGGCUUAGAGACUCUAGAUGCUAGAGCAGGUCAUGUAGGACUUCCACAAUCACCUGAACACAUUGAUUCUCUGGCAACUAUUCAACAGCUUAAUAAUGUAAUGGCAACCAAUUUUACUUCUUUAAGCCCUAUGGUGACAACGGUUAAUGGUGCAACCUCACCAGCUGGUGUAAGUUCACCGGCUGGUGCUGGUGAUGUCAAAGUUCUAGAAAUUAACAUUGGUGAUGAUGGCAGGUUAAUAAAUGGUACUGAAGGCAAACCAGUGAAAGAAGGGGAAGAAAAUGGAAAACUGCUGCAAGAUGAUGCGUCAGAAGUGUUCUUGCAUGAUGGCCGCCCAAGAAAAAGUUCUUUACGAUAUUCAUCCAAUAAGGAUUAUCGUUUAGUUUACCUUGAUGAAUCUUUUGAUACUGAGACAAUAGAAGAUGGUACUACCAAGUCAGUGAAAUUUGAAGAUGACCCUUCACUGACUUCUGUCUACAACUAUCCAACGGAACCUACCUCACCAAUCAACUCCUCUUUCACUGAUGAAUUUUCCAUUGCUGUUGCUUCUACUAUCAAAUAUCCGGAAACGGAGGAGGUCACAGAGACUGCAGUAAGGCCAGAUGGCAUAGAGAUGUUGAAUCCACAAGGAAAAGCAGAUGAAUUGUCAUCAGAAGGUGUGCAAGGAGUAAAGAAAGAUGUAGAUGAUGGGAUGAAGGUAGAGGGAAGUGUGUCAAAUGAACGAUUAUCUGAUAGUGGCGACACUAAUGGUGCUGAUAAUUUAAUGCCUCAGAUGAUUUGAUGGUGUCUGAAAUCUAAAGCCAAUAAAAAGAAGCCUUUUUGCCAAUGAAAAAUUGUCUAAUAUAUUAUGGUAAGCAUUAAACACUCACGGUAAGCAUUAAACAUUGACAUGCCUCACAGUGAUGUCAAAUCAUCUCGAAUUACUCGUUGUGACAGAUCUAAACUUGCUUGUAUAAACCUCUAAACAUUAAAAAUAAUAUAAACUUGAUUAAUAAUAGUACUGAAGAUGAAAAAAUAAUUAAAUUAUAUUCAUUAUUGCAAGAUAAGUUAUGAUAUUUGUGUAAAUGCCAUAGAAUUAAGCUAUGGGGCAUUUUUUGUUACUAUUAUAUUAAUAUUAUUAACAUUGUUUUCUUUAUUGGGGAGAAAUUGGUGAAUGGUAGAGACAGUUCUUAAAAUUGACUGUUUACUUUGUAAAAUGUAAUUACAGAAAUAAUAAUUCAGAAAUGAUAAUAAUUUAUGAAAUAAUAGUAAAAUUUGAGUACAUAAAAAAUGAACUUCUUUAAUAUUAUUAAGAGCAAUUAUAUAAAUAACAAUAAAUUAUAUGGUACACUUAUAAAUAAUUGAUGAAAAGUACUAUGAAUUUUUUUAAAUACAGCCUUCAGUUUCAAUGAAAAAUGUAAUAAUUCUGUUUUUUAUACCUUGAUGAUUUUUGGAGAUGGCUAUUCAAAUUUCUAGACAAAUUCUUGUUAGAUUUACCUUGCAAUGAUUCCCUCCAUGAAACUGUUAAUAGAAUGUUGUUUUUUUGAGUGUCCAUAGAUUAUGUGUCCUAAGUGUUGAUAGAAUGUUCAUUUUCUGAGUUUCAAUAGAAUGAUCCUAUUUUAAGCCUCAUCAGUUUUCUGAGUGUAAAUAUAAUGCUCAUCUAUUGAUUUUCAAUAGAAACAUGUUGAAAAGAUAAUGAACCUUUUAACCCACCAAUUUUUAACCUUUGUCACUAGUGGCAUUUUUUUUAUAUUGUAUGAAAAAUUAUAUAAAAUACUACCAUUAUUUCUGUGUGUAAAUUAUAUUUAAUUUUUUUCCAGUCUGCUUUUAUAUUAAAAUUAUUAUUAGGUUGAUUAUUAUGACUUAACCUUGAGUGGCACUUUGCAUACUAUGAAAAGCAUGAAGACUGCUUUCAAACUUGUGCUGAAGCCAGACCUGAUUCAAGCCUAGAGUGAAUUUCAUGUCUGGUGUGAACAUGUUGAUUGUCUGCUCCAAGUCUUUUAAUCUCAGUUGACUUCUGCCAUCGGAAACCUUGAAGCCGGACUACGGCAGGAGAAUACCCAAAAUUGUAUUAUUUUUUUCGCUAGCUCUGUGAUUGGUUACUUUUUGACAAGCGGUAGAAAUAUGUCGAUCUGUCCUUUAUAUAUUAUUUGGUUUUAUCUUAUCGUAAUAUUAUAUGUAUUGUGGUUGGUAAAGGGUUUACAGAUUAGCUAGGGGUUUUAUUUUUUGUUAUUGAUGUGUAAUUUGGUAUAUAAAAUAAAAUGUAUAUUUUGGAUAAAUUGGUGUGAUUGUAUCGGUCAGAAAACAUGAUUAGGUAGUGGGUUAUCAUAAGUAGUGUAGAUAUCUCUUAUUUUUAUCUUUUAUAAUGUUUUAUGUAUUGUAUUUUGAUAACACAUGUUGAUAUAAACUGAUGUAUUAUAUUGAAAUUUGAUUUGAAAUAUUUUCACCCAGUCAUCAAAUUCUCCCAUGAAAACAAAAAAUGUUGCCAUUUCAGCACAUUCUCUGGGCAAUACUAAUCUUGAGGUUUGCUGCACUGUACAUAGAGUUAAAUAAUUUUGUUUUCGUGUAAAGGAAUAUUUUUUUGCCAAUUCAUAAUAGAAUUAUGAAAGAAUGGUUAAAAAAAAAAAUUAGGAGCUCAAGCUAUAGGUGCAGAUCUAUAGAAAUAUCUGGGUAGGGGACAUGGGACAUGCAGGUAUGAGGGGUGGUGUUUGGGAUUUUGUUUAGAAAUGCUUGAACAUAUACACUAGUACAUGGAGUUCUUAUCAAAAAUUAUUAAUACUGUACCAUACUCUACUUCUGCAAAUGUCCCUUUCACAGACUCAAAAACUCACAAACUUUUGAGUUCUACAUCUGUAGAAUUGAGCCCUCUUGGAUUUCACUUGUCUGCCAUAUGACGUUACUAGUUGUUAGCUAAGCAGGGUUAAAACCAGGGAUUUCCCCUUACUUAGCCAAACCUUGGCCUAGAUAUAUUUUAGGUCUAUUAUGAGAUAAUUAUUUGUACUAAUGAAUACAACAUAUGAUGAAGUAUGAAAGCAAAGAGUAAUUGUGGGAGUUGAGGUGGUUGAAUAUUUUGGUAGUGAUAUACUGUAUGUUCUAAUUGAAGUUUGAUAAUUCUGAAAAAAAAAAAAAAAUUGCCAGUGUCAGUAAAACAUUGCAAUGAAUUUAUUAAAAAUAAUCUGCUUAAUACCAUGUUCACUGCUGUGGGGAAGGGUGGGGAUUUAAUGAAUUCUAUUGUGAUAGAGAUAUCUGCCUCCACCCUGCCAACUUAAUCUAUAGUAAACUUGGCCCCAAAGCAGUGAAUUCACUGUUUCACUUCUUAGUAAAUUUGGUCUGUGACACAAGUAUCUUGAGGGACAUUAUGUGCAGAAAAAAAAUAUAUGAAAGGUUGGUUCAACUUGAUAGAACUUGAUGCUUUGACCCAUCAUUUUAAAGCUUACAAUGUGGAGAAUAAGAAUAUACUGUAUUAAAAUAUCAAUUUUUAUUUUUCCACCAAUGCUGGUUUUGGGAUAGCAAACCUCAUAUAGAAUAGUUUUGUUGGUAGCUUAAAUACAGUAUAGAAUAUGUAUAAUAAUUUCUAUUAAACUUGGUAUGUUUCAACCGUUGAUAAACUGUAGAGGGUGUCCUACAGCAUUAUUUAGUAUCAAAAAACUUGAUAAAAAAUUAAUUACUUGAUCAGUGCUUUCAUUUAUGAAAUAUCCUACUCGGAAUGUUAUUUAUGAUAAUUAAUUUGAUGUGUUAUAUUAUCAAAUAUUGAUAUAAUCAGAAGAUGCAAUAGUGUGAAAAGAUAUAUAUUCAUAGGAAAUAAAAAAAAAGGAUAUUA